Molecule: messenger RNA, 796 nt
Organism: Triticum aestivum (bread wheat)
Lineage: Eukaryota; Viridiplantae; Streptophyta; Magnoliopsida; Poales; Poaceae
Product: MADS-box transcription factor 30
Exons: 4
Coding region: 39-611 (190 amino acids)
Biological process (GO): regulation of DNA-templated transcription
Cellular component (GO): nucleus
Molecular function (GO): DNA-binding transcription factor activity; protein dimerization activity; DNA binding
Source: RefSeq, a predicted model, not a curated record
CUUGUGAGCUAGCUAGUCCCAACUCCCAAGAGAUUAAGAUGGGGAGGCGUGGGAAGCUGGAGGUGAAGAGGAUCGUCGACGACGCUUCGCGGCGGGUGACCUUCUGCAAGCGGCGCGGCACCCUGCUGAAGAAGGCGCGUGAGCUAGCCGUGCUCUGCGACGACGACGUCAGCCUUGGCCUCGUCGUCUUUUCCAGUACCGGCAAGCUCGCCGGCGACUACUGCAGUCCGAAUACAAGCUGGAGUGAUCUCAUUCAGCGCUACGAGCGCGAGAGCACUCCCAGCACCCAGCUCCAGGUCCAGGACACAAACCAAGAUGGUGAUCAUCAUCAGCAACUGUUGGCGGAGGUGGCAAGGUUGAGGCAAGAGAUCGACCAUCUCGAGGGCAGCCUGAGGAGGCAGACCGGAGAAGAAGACCUGUUGUCAUCCGGCGUUACCGCGGCGGAGCUCCACGAUCUGCAGCACCACGUCGGGUCGGCACUGGGAAAAGUCCGUCAUAGAAAGGUGCACCUCCUGGAAGAAGAGAUGCUACUGGCCACGGCGGCGUUCCUGGAGGUGGAGGUGGACAUGGACAUGGAGGCGUCGACGUCACUGCAGCCGACGUUGCCAUAGCUCCACGGCCCAGACGUGCGCUGCUUCGGACUGCAGGACGUACCACGGCAUGCAUGCACGCGCGGCUGUGGUGAUGAAUUGAAGGCCGACUGCCAAUCAACACACUGCUAGAAGUACUACCAUGCAUUAUUGAUACUACUACUAUUAACUCUGGUGAUUAAGGAUAGUAAUUAAAGGUUGCACAC